CUCUGCCUCCUCAUAUCAUCAAAACCGCCUCUCAAAGGAAUUUGAAAUCCAAAAGCAUCACAGAGUUCUCUCUCUAUAAAUAUCUGCUGGACAAAUAUCCUCAGAGAUCUUGAUCUUGAACCCUUUCUUGCUUCAGAAAUCUGCACCUUCGUUUGUUCGUAGUUUCGGUUUACAGAAUUAUUGUAAUAUCAAUUCUCGUUGAUCCAAAUAGCUUAGUUUUUAAGUUUGCAGCAGAGAUGUCGGCCAAUCAAAGCGAUUUUGAAGACCAAGUCUCAAUGACUGUUGAUGAUGACGAAAUUUCGGGUUAUGAGUCCGAUUGCGGCGAUUCCAAUUCCGCUGUUUCGGAUCGGUUUGAUGUUUUCACUCGGAACGGGAUGAUCCGGUUGGAGGAAGAGAAUUCGGCGCAUGACAUCAUCAAGACGUGCUUUCUUUCGGGCAUGGGUUUCGCUGGAGGAGACACCAAUCUUGUGGCCAUACACAAGAACGUGAGCUCUGAUUUGACAAGACAAGCGAGGUUUGAGUCGUUCAAGAUUUUCUCUAAGGCGGUGGCUCAGAAAUGUGGUGGGAAUGCCAACGUUAAGUAUGCUUGGUAUGGUGGAUCAAAAGAUGAGCUUUGUGAGAUUUUGGUUCAUGGAUUCAGUCGGUGCAGAGAGCCUGCCCCAAAUGAACAAUCUUAUGGCGUCGGCGUUCAUCUGAUUAGUCCUGUCUUUGCUUAUGAUGGUGCAUUGUCAUCAGCUGUUGAUGAAAGAGGGCUAAGGCACAUGCUACUGUGCCGUGUGAUAUUGGGGAAGAUGGAAACGGUGGCUCCAGGUUCGAAGCAAUCUCAUCCCAGUUCCAAGGAGAUGGACACUGGCGUGGACAAUCUUCAGUUUCCUAGAAGAUAUGUUGUGUGGAGUGCUUACAUGAACUCUCACAUUUUUCCUGUUUAUGUGGUCAGCUUCAAGGCUCCUAGCCCAAAUGUUGUCUCAGGCAUUCAACCAAGUAUUCAACCAAGGCAGGCGAAUACUUCAAAACCCACAUCACCAUGGGUGACUUUCCCUGCUCUGAUGUUCACGCUUGCGAAGUUCUUGCCUCCUUCUAAAAUGCUAUUGAUUGUCAAAUGUCACAACGAAUUCAGAGCAAAGAGGAUUUCGCGUCCACAGCUGAUACGGAAAGUGAGGCAGAUAGUCGGUGACAAUUUGUUGAUCCAAGUGAUUAAAGCUUUCAGAAGCAAGAGCCUCCAUCCGGCCAGUGCCAAGAGAACUGUGUAACGCUGGUGUAGUUCUUUGUUCAGCAAGAAGCCUCGGCACUUUAGUUUUCUUUCUUUUGGAUACAAAGAUUAGAUAUGGUUUUUGAACACCCAACCCAAAGGUUUUUCCUAUUUUUUGUCCAUGUUAGCAAAAAUUCAAACUGGAUUCAGAGUCUUCUUCUUCAUUGCAUCAAUUCCCGUUGAUUGCUCUGUAAUGAACUCCAAAAUACAAAUUCAAAUUGGUUUCUGGUUCUUCUC
Molecule: messenger RNA, 1486 nt
Organism: Prunus dulcis (almond)
Lineage: Eukaryota; Viridiplantae; Streptophyta; Magnoliopsida; Rosales; Rosaceae
Product: probable inactive poly [ADP-ribose] polymerase SRO2
Exons: 4
Coding region: 237-1250 (337 amino acids)
Molecular function (GO): NAD+ poly-ADP-ribosyltransferase activity
Source: RefSeq, a predicted model, not a curated record